AUGCUCAUCCCGCUCAUCUGGUCGCUCUUCUGCGCGGCUGUCUACCUCACUUCUGUAGUGUUUGCGAAAGACUCUGCUUGGAACGGACACACGACCCCGGGAUCAACCGACCCUGCUCCAUUCUACCCUUACUAUGUCCCGCCUGGUACGAAAAGCUACGACUCUGACUCACCCUUGGUCCUAUAUUCCGGCAAAUGGAAGGAGUUCUUCUCCAAAAGCUACAUCAAGGGCUCGAUACGACAAUCGUACACGGCGGGCGCGUCCGUCUCACUCACCUUCUUUGGCACAGGUAUCGAGUGGUUCGGGAACUGUAAUCGGCGUCAUGGAAUUUCCGACGUCUUCAUCGACGGGUAUCUCGUCCAGAGCGUUGACGCGUGGUGCGGCUCGGAUCUCCUACCUCAACAGCGCAUCUUCUGGGACUUCAGCCUCGCUCGUCGGAAACAUACGAUCAAGAUCGUCAACCGCAGUACUCGCUCGGACUCUGAUCAAGCCUACGCUGCUAGUGUGGACGCCUUCGUUGUUACUCUUGGUGCUGUUCCGAAGACUCUCGAGGCUGCUGCCCCGCCCGCUGUUGCUCAUGCUAAUCCUUCUCCGCCACCGCUUAUGCUCUCGGAAGCGGUGCCCCCGUCUUUGCCUGCUGGGAAAUGGACCUUGCAGCAGAAAGGUUCAACCGGUGUUCACGCCAUGCAACUCGCCAUCAUCUCGCGUACGCAUGCGAUCAUCGUCGACAAGGUCGAACAUAACCCGAUCUCUAUCGACGGGCAUCCUGCUUGGGCUGCCUUGUACAACCUGGAAGAUGACAGCGUGACACCGCUUGCUAUGGAAUCAAACUCUUUCUGCGCAGGCGGCACUUUUCUGAGCAACGGAACACUGAUUGUCGUGGGCGGCAACCCGGUGGUUGAAAGCCACACCUCGUCGGCGGAUUUCGGUGACGUUGAUGGUCUUCAAUCAAUUCGUAUCUUCAAUCCAUGCUUGUCUUCCGAUGUCAAAAGCUGCAAGAUGUACGAGAAUCCGAACAGGAUUCGGAUGGCCUCUUCCCGGUGGUAUAACACGGUCCUUCGGCUCUCGGACGGCAGCGCUAUGAUCGUUGGCGGCUCAAAGAAGGGAGGUUGGAUCAACAAUGCGACAGUCAACAAUCCCACGGUCGAGUACUUCCCGCCCAAGUUCGAUGGCAUGCCCGUCCCUCUGCCGGUCUUCAUGGCUGCCAAUACUGAUGCUAUCAUCUAUGACUGGAAGAAUAAGAACGAAUUUCGGCUGCCCUCGCUUCCAAAUGGAGUUCGGGUAACCUAUCCGAUGUCCGGCACAGGUCUCUUGCUGCCUCUGUCUCCGACAAACAACUACGAACCGGAGGUUUUGAUCUGCGGGGGUUCGGCCAUCGACGAUACGAAACCCAGCUACGAGAUCUCUUCUCAAGACCCGGCUUCUUCUCAAUGCGUCCGAAUGAUCUUAACACAAGCAGGGAUCUCGGCUGGCUGGCAGAUCGAGUCCAUGCCCGAGGCUCGGCUGAUGCCUGAUGCAGUUCUGCUGCCUACUGGCGAUAUUGUCAUUGUUAACGGAGCUGGGUCUGGCACUUCAGGGUACGGCAAUGUCCGGGACCAAGUCGGAUCCUCAAAUGCAGACCAUCCUGUGCUUUCGCCUGUGCUUUAUUCCCCAUCGCAGCCGACAGGCUCCCGAUUCUCCAGCCAAGGGAUUCCCGCUAGUAAUAUUCCCCGACUGUAUCACAGCGUGGCCACUUUGACCCCGCGAGGCAAUGUGAUGAUUGCGGGCAGCAACCCGAAUCUGGAUCGCAGCGAGAUUGUCUAUGGGACUGAAUAUCGGGUCGAAUGGCUCAAUCCACCCUACAUGACCAACCCGCGGCCUGAGAUAACUGGUCUUCCUGAGAAACUGGGUUAUGGAGCGCAAUUCAAGAUCGACGUCAAGCUACCCUCGACGAGUUCAGAUAUCAAGAUCGCCUUGAUGGACUUUGGUUAUGUUACACACACUGUGCAUGCCAAUUCUCGCUUGGUCUAUCUCGAAUUCGAGCACACUGGAUCUCAAUUCACGAUCACCGCACCCCCGAAUGGAAUGAUCUAUCCUCCAGGUCCAGGAUGGGUCUUUGUCGUUGUGGAUGGGAUGUGCAGCGAAGGUGCUUUGACUCUUGUUGGAAACGGAGAAGGUCCAGUUGUAGACGAAACGGCUAUUCAGAACAUGCUCACACACACAAGACCGGACCAAUAUGAACAUACCAAGUUUUCUGGCGACGACGAAUAGACGCACGCUCAUUUCUUGCAUUUGCUAUCCACCACCAUACCCUUGAGCUCUCAUUACUAUACCUCAUCUGUUACUCCUAUCUCUGUUCGUAGCGCAAUAUUACAAUC
This is a messenger RNA of Mycena citricolor, 2357 nucleotides long. NCBI's taxonomy places the organism in Eukaryota, Fungi, Basidiomycota, Agaricomycetes, Agaricales, Mycenaceae. The record is from the annotation of a GenBank genome assembly.